CUUUCUCUCUCUCUAGUCUCUGGUUUCGACUCUCGUCUCUCUACUCUUCAAGUUCAAGGCGUGGCAUUUGGCUUUCAUUACUUUCCUCCUCCUUCUCAUCUUUCUUCUCUUUCUUUCUCUCUCUUCUCUUCAUAACUCAUUUUCUCUCUGAAACCAGCAAAAAGAACAGGCCCUCAAGCACACAUCGAUUACACUGUCAGCCUAUGUUCCCUUCUUCUCCGCAUUCUCUCGCAGUUAACAGCUAGAUACUGAGAGAAAACAACAGCAACAGAUACUCUGUUCAAGAAAUGUCGUCUCUCUUUCUCUGUUUUUUCACAUGCUCUGGCUUGAUUAAUCGCUCUUGCAGCUUUUGACACUUCCCCAGCAGACAACAAAGCGAGAGUAGGCCGAAACCUUCUGCCGUUUUGCCCGUCUCCUCUCCCCGCCUGUAUUCCCGUCUUCUUCUUUUUUUUAAUACCAACUUCUUCGGUCUAUAAAUCUUCUAAAGAUGGAUAGUUGGGAGAAAUCGCUAAGAGACGACAGAUUUCUUCGUCAAGAGAGAAAGAACCCAUCUUUCUCUUCCACCCUCCUCGACGCAAUUUACCGUUCCAUAGACGAAGGCGACGGAGAAGGAGAACAAGAACUUGUUCUCUAUAGAGAAAGCAUGGGGAGGAAACAGAGCUGUACCAGCAGCGGCCUCAAAGGAAGAAGUUUCUUAGAGAUGGACAGUCUUCGGCGAGGGUGUAUGAUCGAGAAAUGGAUGGACAAAAAGGUAAGCGAGAAGGUCGUUUUCCGUCGUAAGUCGACGCCGGAGUUCGACCUCAAGUUACAGAACGAUCGAAAUUCCACACUCCUCAAUUCCACUUCAUGCUCUUCAGAUUCUAGCUCCGGAGGUGGAUUUUCUUCUUCGGAAGCGGAGUCCGUUUACGGAGUUAGAUCGAGGUCGUCGGGUUUCACGGCGCAGAAGUCGAAACCGGUUCGAACUUGUAUACCGGUUCGGUCGGAGAAACCUCUGCACUACUACGAUCAUGAACUAGAGAUAAAGUUGCAUGCUUUUGAAGAAACUCAUCGUCGUCAUCAUCUGGAGAAAGAUUCAGUUCCACAGCAGAAGCCUUCGAAAAACGAAGGCGGUCGUUUCAUCAAGACUAAAUCCAGAGCACUAAAGCUCUAUGGCGAUCUAAAGAAGGUGAAGCAACCGAUCUCCCCAGGGGGACGACUUGCAAUGUUUCUCAAUUCUCUGUUUACUUCAGGUAAUGCCAAGAAGGCAAAGAUAUCAUCUUCGGUUGGUGGUGGGGAGGAUACGUGUUCUGAGAGGAACUCGAAAUCGGCGCAGGCGUCGACAUGUUCGUCGGCGUCGUCAUUCUCGAGAUCGUGUUUAAGCAAAAGCCCAUCUUCCAGGGGAAAAUUGAGUAAUGGCUUGAAGAGGUCCGUCCGAUUCUAUCCAGUUAGCGUGAUCGUGGACGAGGACUGCCGACCGUGUGGACACAAAUGUCUAUAUGAAGAUGAUCCGGGCCUGAUAGUGAGACCAAUUGCAGAGCCCCGGUUGAUGAAUGAGGAACUUAAAUUCCACUUAAUGGAGAAGAACAGGCGAGUGGAGGAAGCAGCACGAGAUCUUCUGAAGAGCUAUCAGAAGAAGAGUGAUUUCGAAAUGAGAGACGCCAACGUCGACGUUCGCGACGAUGACGACGAAGAGGAAGACGACGACGAUGAUGCGGCGAGCUACUCAAGCUCCGACCUUUUUGAGCUCGAGAACCUAGCAGUAAUUGGUAUCGACAGGUAUCGUGAAGAGCUUCCGGUGUACGAAACAACCCAUCUCGAUACGAAUCGCGCCAUCGCUAGUGGCUUGAUUCUGUAGUUGUUCCAGCAAUAUUGUCAUCAAAAAGGGGAAAAAAAUAUAUUACCAUCCUUUUUGAAUUUUUAUGGUUUGGAGGUUUAUUCUACACCAGAGAAUAAUCAAAUACUUACCUUUUUUUUCGGUUUUUUAA
This is a messenger RNA of Nelumbo nucifera (sacred lotus), 1964 nucleotides long. Its product is annotated as protein BIG GRAIN 1-like A. Gene Ontology annotation, biological process: auxin-activated signaling pathway. The record is from RefSeq and is a predicted model, not a curated record. Lineage: Eukaryota; Viridiplantae; Streptophyta; Magnoliopsida; Proteales; Nelumbonaceae.